UCACACAUCAUCUCCUCACAUCAUCUGCUCUCUGUGUUCCUCCAGAGACAGGAGCUGGAAUCGGAGAACAAAAAGCUGAAGAACGACCUGAACGAGAUGAGGAAAACAAUUUCCGAGCGUGCGUCUAAAAACAAUACGUCCAAUGAGCUGCAGGACGGCUACAACCUGCUGCUGAGUCAGCUCAAAUCAGCCAAUGAGGAGCUGGAUGCUCGUAAGGAGGAAGUCCUUAUUCUGAGGACUCAGAUCGUCAGCGCUGUUCAGCUUCGAGAGAAGAACGACCAAAUAGACAGCAGUAAGGUUCCUGAAGUGAUUAUCAGCAAAGAGCCGGUGGAUAAAGAGGAGGCUCUCAAAGCCUAUCACGGACUGUGUGAGUCCAAAAAGCUGCUGGAGGCUCAGCUCCAGACUCAGACCCGGCAGCACAAAGACGAGCUGGAGGCUCUUCACACUCAGAUCGAGCUGCUGAGAGACGACAUCGAGAAGAAGCAGGAGAUCCUGAACUACACGGCGUCCCUGUCUCCAGAGGCUCGGGUGGAGUACAGCGUCCAGCAGGAGAUCACCAGGCUCACCAACGACAACCUGGACCUCAAGGAGCUGGUGGAGAAGCUGGAGAAGAACGAGAGAAAGCUGAAGAAGCAGCUCAGGAUCUACAUGAAGAAAGUCCAGGAGUUAGAAGUGUCUCAGGCUGCAGCUCAGACCAGCAGAUCCAGACCAGAACUGAUGCGCCAGGUCACGGUCCAGAGGAAAGAGAAGGACUUUGAGGGGAUGCUGGAGUACUACAAGGAGGACGAGGCCCUCCUGUUUAAGGCACUGAUCUCAGACAUCAGGCCCAACACGGUGUCGGCUACAGUUCCGUGUCUCCCGGCUUAUAUUCUCUUCAUGUGCAUCCGUCACGCCGACUACAUCAACGAUGACCAGAAGGUGGAGUCUCUGCUCACCUCCACCAUCAACGCCAUCAAGAAGGUCCUCAAGAAAAACAACGAAGACUUUGAGAUGACGUCCUUCUGGCUGGCCAACACCAGCCGGCUGCUUCACUGUCUGAAGCAGUACAGCGGUGAUGAGGUGUUUAUGACCCAGAACACGAGCAAACAGAAUGAACACUGUCUGAAGAACUUCGACCUGGCCGAGUACCGACAGGUGCUGAGCGACCUCUCCAUCCAGAUCUACCAGCAGCUCAUCAAAGUGGCAGAAGGCAUCAUCCAGCCGAUGAUCGUGUCGGCCAUGUUGGAGAGUGAGAGCAUCCCCAGCCUGGCGGGAGUCAAACCGAUGGGGGGCUACAGGAACCGUUCGUCCAGCAUGGACACGGACGCUAGCAGCUACACCCUGCAGGCCCUGAUCAGGCAGCUGGGACAGUUUCACGACACCAUGCAGGACCACGGUCUGGACCCCGAGAUCGUGGGUCAGGUGGUGCGACAGCUCUUCCACUGCAUCAACGCCAUCACCCUCAACAACCUGAUGCUGCGCAAAGACGUGUGCUCCUGGAGCACCGGCAUGCAGCUCAGGUACAACACCAGUCAGAUGGAGGAGUGGCUGAGAGGGAACAACUUGUUCCAGAGUAAAGCUGCAGCCACUCUGGAACCGCUCAUCCAGGCCGCUCAGCUGCUGCAGGUGAAGAAGAAGACGACUCAGGACGCCGAGGCCAUCUGCUCGCUCUGCACCGCCCUCAGCACGCAGCAGAUUGUAAAGAUCCUGAACCUCUACACUCCUCUGAACGAGUUUGAAGAGAGAGUCAGUGUGUCCUUCAUCAGAAACAUCCAGAACCGUCCUCAGCAGACGAGCGAUCCUCCUCAGCUUCUGAUGGACACCAAGCACAUGUUCCCCGUCCUGUUCCCGUACACGCCGUCUGCUCUGCGCCUGGAGACGAUGCACAUCCCGGCCUCCCUCGGCCUUGGCUUCCUCAUCAGGGUCUGAAGGAGCUGCUUUUAAUCCAGGACCGACCACUUCUAGUAAACUGACCACGCAUCAGCUUUACACCAGCAGACAGACGCUUAUCUACCACAAUCUGUCCGCUGGUGUCUUCCACACUCGACCAACAUGUUCGGACACAGUUACUAAGUUCACCCUUCUUGUGCCUCAAAUAUCUGAAAACCAUCAGAUCCAUUCUUCUUCUUCUUCUUCUUCUUCUUCUGUUACAAACUGUUCGUCCUCCGAUGGUAAAAUGUGACGCGACAGGAAGUGAUAGAAGGAGCAGGAAGGUGUCCUGCAGGAUGAAGGUCAGUGAAAGCUCAGGGAGAAUGCAGAGAAAAGAGUCUCGCUAGUUUUUACUAUUCUACAGUCUGUUCAUCAAUAACAUCUCUUGAGCAGCUUCCUGUUCAUAUGAAUAAGUUCAUUUACAGCUUCUAUGAUAAUCGGGUCACAUCGGUGUUUUACUUAAUAAGUGUUGCGUUUAUGUGUCGACGCAGAACUGGGACGUCCGGCACUUCAGCACAGUCAUGUUUGAUAUCCUGAUGUACUCAGACUGUAAUAUAUAUAACAAGUAAUACUUACAUGCAGAAUUCUGACAUCGAUUCAUUUCUCGUGGAUAGAAACAUUUUUUAUUCCGUAGUCGUCUCACAGAUUAAUCGGCUCAUUUCUCUCCACGUUUCAGUGAAAAUGAAUAAAACGAAGCGUUUUAAGUGAAGCAGGAACAUGACUCAUCAUCAGUCGGGGUUAUUAAACAUCACUGUGCAGCUAAUCACUCACAAGUAAUCAAUGCUUUUCUGUUGUUUUCACUUUGAUUCUCAUUUCUUUUCUUUUUAUAUUGUUCUGUGUAAGACGUUUUCUAUCCCUUCGGCUCAUUUUGAGCUUCUUUUUUUAUAUGAUUUGGUAAAAUGAUGUGGUGACACUAAUUAAUAACUGAAAUACUAAAUACUCCGAUCCAACACUGUGACAGGUUCACUCUGGUUUAUGGGGCGAUGGAAGCUUCAAGUCUGAGUAAUCAUUUGACCUGGUAGAGAAUUUAUAAUUAUUAACACGCUAAUUAUUAACACGCUAUCUUUAGAGUACAAACUGAAUCCAAUUCUAAGAAAAAAGCAUCUUUUACUGAAGUGAAACUGUCGUAAAGAUGACGUUUUUAUCUUUUGUGUGAAAAUGUGGAUGUUGAAUACAUUCAUGAUAGAAAUAAAUAAUAUGUAUUUUCAUGAGAUCACUUCAGGAGCUCCACAUAACUUGUAUAAUAGUUACAUUUUGCAGUGAAGUUCUUCAGUUUGAAACUUUGAUGUAAAUGUUUUCUUUCACUGAAUGAAGCACAAAGUAACUUCCUGUAUUUCAAAGAACACGUUUUGGUAACAAAGUAACUCACGAAUACGAAUGUUUUGUUUUGGUGAUUCAUGAUCUGAUGUUCUGAAUCAUCAGAUGAUCAAUAAAUACUUUGUUUUUUCCAGCAAAAGCUAAAUUCUACAGUUUCCUUUCGAAUAGUUUUCAUAGACAAAUAAAACAUUGAAAUUA
Molecule: messenger RNA, 3423 nt
Organism: Anarrhichthys ocellatus (wolf-eel)
Lineage: Eukaryota; Metazoa; Chordata; Actinopteri; Perciformes; Anarhichadidae
Product: unconventional myosin-Vb-like
Exons: 12
Coding region: 97-1908 (603 amino acids)
Molecular function (GO): GTPase binding
Source: RefSeq, a predicted model, not a curated record